This is a messenger RNA of Lingula anatina, 1178 nucleotides long. RefSeq lists its product as uncharacterized. The record is from RefSeq and is a predicted model, not a curated record. Lineage: Eukaryota; Metazoa; Brachiopoda; Lingulata; Lingulida; Lingulidae.
AUGGCGGAAAGUGAAAUUUUGCCAGGUUUUAGAUCAAGUAGUACUAGUAGUAGUGCAGAGAGUACUGAGGAAGCUGUAAGACCAAGUACAGGUAGAUGGCGAAGAGGUAGAAGCAGAGGUGGUAGAGAAAGGGGUGGAAGAGGUAGAAGAGGAAGAGGAGUUAGCAGGCUAUCUAGUAGAAGCAGAUCUUCACAGAGAUCAUCGAGGGACCAGGUGGCAGAAGUUGCUGCGGAAAAUCUUUUGAAAAGACAAGAAACAAUGAGGAAUGCUAUUUCUAAAAUGGAUGUUGCCCAGUUAAGGGACAUAUGUUUGUCUAUGGCUGAGAAGCAUCCCAGUCUUGUAUUUGACCUGUUACAGCCUCCAGUGCCACAGCCAGGUGGAUACCAUCCACAGCCUGAUGUGGCAUCACCAUCCUGGUGUGUGUGCCAGAAAUGUAGAGAGAUGCCAACAGACAUUGAAAAACAGUGUUGUGGAAAGGAAAACUGCAUUACAUUAUUACCAGUAAGUGAAAUUUCAGCAAAAUAUUUUAUUCAAAAUAAACAUUACUUUAAGGCAUAUUUGACAAGUUUUUUUUCAUUACAGGACUUCUCUGUUCUCAACUUAGAUGAGGGGGUAUUGAACCUUGCAAGACUUUACAGAAGGGAUGUUCUGGCUCUAGACGAUGAAGAAAACAACACAAAAGCUAACAGAUAUCAAGCGUAUAGACAAUUUACGCUGUGGGUCCACGGUCAUCUAGGGGCUGGCAACAGGAGAGUAAUCCCAUCCUGCUCUGUGUGGGCAAUUAGAGACAAAUUUCCAGAUGCCUAUGGACAUUAUAGGGGGUUUAUUCCUAACAGGAUUGGCUAGCUAGAACUCCGUCAAUUAGUAGUAAUCAUUUAGCACAAGCUAGUUAGAACUCUUGUCAAUUAAUAGUAAUUAUUUAGCACAAGCUAGUUAGAACUCCCUCAAUUCUUAGUUAUUAUUUAGCACAGUUUUUUUUAAAGUUUUUAAUGUGAUAGACCCACACAUCUCAUAAACAUAUUGUGUGUUAUGUUUGUUCAGUCACAACCAAAUCACCUCUUCAGAUUCACUAUUUUAACUGCUGAAAGGUUCUCCUCUGAAUGAUGUGAGGCGGUGGUAAGCUAAGAAUAAGGAAAACAUACAGCUUGUGCUACACAAUUACUGUUAUAUGAUUCCAG